GCAGUCUCUUCCAUAGUUAACAUGCGUAGGAUCACACAUCCUACAGUCCAACAAACGCUGGCAGGCAAAGCCGUCCUCCCCUGUGUCUUCACCCUCCAGACCAGCUCCUCCCCCAAGCCCCCCCACGUCCUGUGGACCCGCAUCAGAGGACCAGCCGAGGGACAGGGGGCUCCUCAUGAGCAGACUGUGCUUUCUGCUAAAGGUGAUGUAAUAAAGGUGAAUAAGGCUUUCAGUGGCCGCGUCAUGCUGCCAGGAUACGCUGCCAAUCCUCUGAAUGCUACCAUGGAGAUCUCCAGUGUCCGCACCAACGACUCAGGCACUUACCACUGUCAGGUUGUCAUGGGCAACGACUAUGAGAGAGACACUGUGCCCCUGGUGGUAUCCGGCGUGGUGUUUCACUAUCAGGCUCCCAGCUCCAGAUACGCCCUCUCGUUCACCGAUGCCCAGCGGGCCUGCCAGGAGAACUCAGCUCAGAUGGCCACACCUGCCCAGCUGUGGGCGGCGUACUAUGACGGCUUCGCCAGCUGUUCGGCGGGAUGGUUGGAUGAUCAGACUGUCCGCUAUUCUGUCGAGCUGCCAGAGCUUGGUUGCUAUGGACACAAGGAGUACUCUGCUGGAGUGAGGAAUUAUGGGAAGAGGGACCCGAAAGAGCUUUUUGAUGUUUACUGUUAUGCAAAAGAACUGGAUGGUGAAGUGUUCCACUCCUCGGUCCCAGGCAGGCUGUCCCUGUCCUCCGCCUCAGACCGCUGUGUGUCCCUGGGGGGGCAGCUGGCAACCGUGGGGCAGCUCUAUCUGGCGUGGAGGGCCGGCUUGGACAGCUGCGCCCCAGGCUGGCUGUCUGACGGCAGCGUGCGCUACCCUGUGACCUGGCGUCGCCUGGACUGUGGGGGGGGCCAGCUGGGGGUCCGCACCAUCACACCCAACAGCACAACUGACAACACCACAGCGCUGUAUGAUGCUUACUGCUACAGAGGUAAAAUGAAGGAUUCGGGCUCCAUCUCUCAGAUCUACACCUCCCUGUGGAAGCCCUGGAGCUACCUCACAGACUCCAGUGAUGCUGGCUCUGCAGGGACCGGCAGCCCGGACGUGACUACACCGCAAACCACCACUGCCAGAGAUGGCAGCAGCGCUUCGCCUUCAAACUGGACGGGAUUGGUCGACCUUGAAGACGAGGCCUCGCUUCACAGCACUGAUGCCUCCUCAGACCCCUGGUCUGCAGAGUCUUCAGGGUCCUUUGUAACGCUCCAGCUGAUCCCAGGACAGAUCCUCUCAGACUGGGGAGAGCCACUGGAGCCCGGACCCGAAUCAGACCAGUUCCUCCGACCACCAGUCCACCCUACUGUGGCUGACAAGAAGGUGAUCUCAAAGAUCGUGAAGUCGAUCUGGAAGCCUUGGAACUACCUGGCUGGGAGUGAAGACGAGGAAGGAACCCAAGCACCGAGCAAACAGACAGAGGAAGAGGAGACAGCCCCGAAAAAGAAAGAAGAGGAGUCAAAGCCAUCCGUUGAACCAUCCAAACCAGGUUUGUCUUCUUGGGGAAGUUCAUGGUUCAGCGAUCCCUCGAGCAAAAACUCUACACCAGCCAGUGAAGAAUCUCCCACUCGUCUGGCAUCUACUUUGGACGCCUCCAGUAACUCUCAGACUACAGAGAGCGAAAAGAGAGGGGAGACUUCAGAGAUGCUCACGUCCACCGCCUCCAGCUCUGCGCCCAGAAUCGACUCAUCCAGCGGGGAGACCUGGGUCCGCGUUGAAUCAGCGACCACAACCCAGCCGGGGGACAAGAGGGAGGAGACGGUGACCUCCAGAGGCAGCGGCAGAGGAGGCAGAGGAAGGGGGAAGAAGAACAGAGGGGAGGACAGGAGCAGAGGAGAGGAGAAGGGGAAAGGAGAAGAAGAAGGGAGUGGAGAGAUCAGUGGCGUAGAAGCAAAAGGGGAGAUACAAGUUUCACGUCGACCAGCGGAUUCAGGCAAACCAAGAGAAAGAUCCAGAGAAAGAUCUAGAGAGAGGGGCCACAGGAAGGGACAGUCCACUACCACAGCAACUCCCACCACUACUGCUGGUCCUCUGGGGAUGACAACAACUGAAACUGUUGAUUUAUCUACAUCUUUAUUCCCGUCCACCUCUCCAUCAAGCUCAACAGAUACAAGCCCAUCCCCCUCCCCGUCUCACUCUGCUACUGCGUCCCCAUCUCCAUCUCCAUCCCCAGCUCGUUCCCUGUUUGAAUCUCAAUCACCCUCCUCCUCCCCAUCCCCAACUUCCUCACCUCCAGCCAAUUCCCAAACCCCAUUCCUUUCCACCUCACCUUCAUCCCCUCGUUCCGAUUCCCCGUUUCAAACCGCCGGAUCAGGAGACCCCGCUCCAUCCACUCACUCAGACAGCCAGGAGAGCUCUACUGACCCCCUGCCCUCGUCUCACUGGGUCCCGGUGGAGAAAGCCGCUGUGAACAGCUCUCUGGAUUAUCCUACAUUACUGUCAGGACCCCAAGACAUGGAGGAGCCCGCCUGGUCUCACACUGUGGGGUCAGGGGCCCUGUUACCUGGCAACAUGGAGGAGGAAAGUAACAGAGGGGGAGUCAACAUCAGCAACAUGACCCUCAGCCCCUCAGGUUAG
Notothenia coriiceps (black rockcod) is the source of this 2610-nucleotide messenger RNA. Its product is annotated as aggrecan core protein-like. The record is from RefSeq and is a predicted model, not a curated record. The transcript has 10 exons. Gene Ontology annotation, cellular component: synapse; perineuronal net. Gene Ontology annotation, molecular function: hyaluronic acid binding. Lineage: Eukaryota; Metazoa; Chordata; Actinopteri; Perciformes; Nototheniidae. Gene Ontology annotation, biological process: glial cell differentiation; skeletal system development; central nervous system development. Bases 22 to 2610 code for a protein of 862 amino acids.